AUGUCUUUCGUCCAGCGCCGCAUGUUCUCCGCCUCGGCGAGAAGCCUCUCCAAGGUCACCGUUCUCGGUGCCGCCGGUGGUAUUGGCCAGCCCCUCUCCCUGCUCAUGAAGCUCAACCCCAGAGUCACUGAGCUCGCCCUCUACGAUAUCCGCGGAGGCCCUGGUGUCGCCGCCGACAUCUCCCACGUCAACACAAAGUCCGUCGUCAAGGGCUACGACCCCACCGCCACCGGCCUCGCCAGCGCCCUCAAGGGCGCCGAGGUCGUCCUCAUCCCCGCCGGCGUCCCCCGCAAGCCCGGCAUGACCCGCGACGACCUCUUCAACACAAACGCCUCCAUCGUCCGCGACCUCGCCAAGGCCUGCGCCGAGUCCUGCCCCGACGCAAACAUCCUCGUCAUCUCCAACCCCGUCAACUCCACCGUCCCCAUCGUCUCCGAGGUCUUCAAGGCCCACGGCGUCUACAACCCCAAGCGCCUCUUCGGCGUCACCACCCUCGACGUCGUCCGCGCCUCCCGCUUCGUCUCCGAGAUCAAGUCCACCGACCCCAAGGACGAGAACAUCACCGUCGUCGGCGGCCACUCGGGCGUCACCAUCGUCCCCCUCUUCUCCCAGUCCAACCACCCCGACCUCUCCUCCAACGCCGAGCUCGUCAACCGCGUCCAGUUCGGCGGUGACGAGGUCGUCAAGGCCAAGGACGGCGCCGGCUCCGCCACCCUCUCCAUGGCUUUCGCCGGUGCCCGCAUGGCCGAGUCCCUCCUCCGCGCCUCCCACGGCGAGAAGGGCAUCGUCGAGCCCACCUUUGUCGACUCCCCCCUCUACAAGGACCAGGGCAUCGACUUCUUCUCCUCAAAGGUCGAGCUCGGCCCCAACGGUGUCGAGAAGAUCCUUCCCCUCGGCAAGGUUGACGCCGCCGAGGAGAAGCUCCUCGAGGCCUGCUUCGCCGACCUCAAGAAGAACAUUGCCAAGGGUGUUGCCUUUGUCGCCUCCAACCCCCCCAAAUAA
This is a messenger RNA of Colletotrichum lupini, 1002 nucleotides long. Its product is annotated as malate dehydrogenase. The coding region runs from base 1 to 1002 and encodes 333 amino acids. The transcript is spliced from 3 exons. Gene Ontology annotation, cellular component: mitochondrion; cytoplasm. The record is from RefSeq and is a predicted model, not a curated record. Gene Ontology annotation, molecular function: L-malate dehydrogenase (NAD+) activity. Gene Ontology annotation, biological process: tricarboxylic acid cycle; malate metabolic process. Lineage: Eukaryota; Fungi; Ascomycota; Sordariomycetes; Glomerellales; Glomerellaceae.